Messenger RNA from Branchiostoma floridae (Florida lancelet), 3217 nucleotides. RefSeq lists its product as uncharacterized. The coding region runs from base 55 to 1137 and encodes 360 amino acids. Gene Ontology annotation, cellular component: membrane. The transcript is spliced from 7 exons. The record is from RefSeq and is a predicted model, not a curated record. NCBI's taxonomy places the organism in Eukaryota, Metazoa, Chordata, Leptocardii, Amphioxiformes, Branchiostomatidae.
UAAGAUGUUAUUAUUUCUCCUUCUCAGCUGCUUGAGUGUGAAACGUGAGCUGUGAUGUGUAACGCCUGGGGGUAUAACGUCCGAGGGGCGUACUGCCUCGGUAUCUUCCUGGUUAUCCUCGGCAUCUUCAGCAUCCUGCUGGGCAUUAUCGGGCUCGGCGCCUGCUACGGAUACUGCGCGCCGGUCGUCUGUGUCGUCGGUGCCCCAAUAUGGAGCGGCUUCUUCGUGUUGUUAGCGGGAAUCCUGGCGAUACGCAGCGCCUACAACCCUGGGGACGGCUGCUUGAUCACGUCCUUUGUGGUGUUCGCUAUCCUUGCGUUCGUGACCACCCUGCUGACCGUGCUGGUGGGGAUUGCGGAGUCCGGAAUCGUGAAUGACUACUACUUUGAUGACGCCUUCAUGACAGUGACUGAGAGGGUCCCCGUGACGUACACUGUUCCACCCGUCAGGGAUGCACGGCAGGCUAACGGCCGGCCGGAGAACGGUGUGACUGUCGCGCCGACCGACCCCGUCAUGGGCACCGACAGCGGAGUGACCGAGGCCGCGGCAGAAAGCGUCACCUCGGCGGGAUGGAUCCACGACUUCAAGACAGAGUUGCGUCGCUACUGGCCCUACUACGAGAACCACGCCGCCCUGCUAGCUCUGAUCAUCAUCUCGGCUGUGAUUGAAGUUAUCCUGACCGCCGUCAUCUCCUGUAUCGGGUGUGGAGGGAUCUGCUCCGGUUACCAUGGACACGAGGCCCCGGCUAUCGUGGUGUAUGACGGGACCAAGGCCGUGGCUCUGAAGCCAGGUCAAAGGGCAGUCCAGCAGCCGGACGGGUCCAUCAAGAUUGUUGCUACAGACAAGACCCCGAAAGAAGCAACCCCUACCCCUGACGUUGCCAAGGAAACUGCAGAGACAAUCACUGAGACUGCGCCACCUCCUGAGUCCAAGCCGGAACCGGAACCGGAAGCCAAACCGGAACCGGAAGCUGAAGCUUCGCCCGAACCCGAGCCAGCAGCUGCAUCCACACCGGAAUCGGAAGCAACAACAGAACCGGCAUCGGAACCGGAAGCCACGGCUGCUGAACCGGAACCAGAAGUGGCAGCUGAACCGGAACCGGAAGCAGCAGCAGAACCGGAACCAGCUAGCGUCUAGCAUGCGUUUUAGGAUAGAACAAUUCUGUUGAAAGGAAUAGGAAUAUGCCACUGUUGAGUUUCAAUCCACUGUUAUAUGUAGCCCUUAAAACAGUAUGGAAGAGGCUGAUGCGUUUACAUAUUCCAAAUGUGAACAUUCCUACACCACAGAGAAUUAUUUGGAAGAAAAUAGAUUCAACAUUUUCCGUAAACCUUUCCUUAGGCCACAGCAAGUAAAUUUUGCCUUAUUUGAAAAGACAAAAACUGUUGACCGAAUAUCACGGAUAAGAACUUCUAAAGACACAUUUUUGUCCGAACUCAUUUCGUAAUUGAAUACGUCGAAAACUUCAGUGAAAACUAAUGAAACAAUCUGGCAUUUAACUUCCUAUUUUCUUCAUCAACAGAUUGUUGAGAGCUAUUUCUAUAAGGUUUCUCAUUGGUGCUGUUAUUAUUUUGUACAUAAAAGUUACAGUUAGUGUUUGGUAGGUUAUAGCUUCAUUGUAAGUAUUUCUAAUGCUUGUAACUCUACGCCAGCAAGCUUACAACUGCAAUGAUAAUGUAGCACUAAAACAUAGAGUGACUAUUGACCCACAAAUUGAUUGCUUAAGCUACAGUGUAGGGCCAAGCACUGUUCAAUUAAAUCAAAAGGCUAACGAAGGCAAACUACUAGUACAUCCCCUGGACUUGGUAAAAUUUUCAGGGAAGUGCAUGGUUGAAUAGUCGACAUUUUUAAUUAUACUAUGUUUGAAAGUUAUUCGAUUUUAAGGGUUAUUUUUGAAAUACCGUUUUCUUUUAGAUUUAGCUAUAACACGUAGAAAUGGUUUCUCUUAUAAGUUAUGUUAAUUGAGUUCAUCAAUGUUCUAAGUAUUUUUCUGCAUGUAUGAAAAGUAGGAUUUUCUUCCUUUCCUCUUUGUACAAACUACGUUUUCUUCUUCUUUCUAGUAGUUGUUUCGUCAACAGCAAACACGCCUUACCUGUUAUUAUUUGGUUAAUUUAAAAUGAUAUACGUUUUGAUAUUUAAUUAUUGUAAUAUGAACUAAAAGUUUAUCAUUGCGAAGUUAGCAACUGAAUUUUUUUACGUAAUGAAUUAUUUUAACCAGAUAAUCUUUAAAGUUCCCCAAAUGAAAAUUACCUAACCGAACGACAUUAUACUGAAAAUAUUGUAUAGAAUAGAUAUCCGUAAUCUUUAGACUUGUCGAAUCUUCUUUCAGGAGGGUAUGACAUAAUGCAAGCAUUUCGUUACAUAUUCUGGUACUUGCUUUGAAAACGACCCCUACCGGGCAAGUUGUAACAACAUUCUGUGAUGCCUGUGUACCUUUUAACCCUACAAUAAUGUACCACUAAACCAUACAAUAUUUUCAAAGCAUGGUAUAAUGAAAACACAACUAUGAUGGUCUUUAAUUCUUGACGAAUACACUCCGUAAAUCAUUGAUAUCACCACAAAAGUAUGAAUUUUCGGCUACACACACAAAUGAAAUCAGGAAAUAUCCAACGAAAGUCAACAAAGAACCUACUGUAGCUAGCGUGGAUUUUGAAAUGUUGCACCUUUCAGGAUAUAUUUUUGCUACGGAUCGACUUUGUUGUUGAAAGAAGAAUAUUUUUGAGCUUGAGGCUAGCGUGUAGUGAGUGUUAGACCGUUGGUUGUAUUUGUACAAAGAAGGGGUGUUCGUAUGUAUUAAGAGAUAUGCUAACUGAUAUGUUACCAUUCUAACCCCACAUAGAAAAAGAACGACAAUCGCAUGAAAUUUCAGACAUUAUUGCCAUAGACAAGUUAAAAGUUAAAAGAUAAGCAACUUUGGCUUAACAGUUUGGCAUUGUCUUGCACAUUGAAAUUUGGCGUAUUUGAGUGUAUUUACAUGGUUUAUAAAGGCCACGUGUAGUACAAACUGAUGCCUUGAAAUAAACCCUACUCGAUACGUUUGACAAUCAAACCAAAGUUGAAUUGCUGUGUGCGCAACACUACUGUAUCAGUGGACCUACAAGAGAUGAUGUCGGUUAUCCAGGUCAAAUUAAACGUUACACACUCUGGCCAUUAUUCGUGUGAAAUCAGAGCGAUUGAGCGCAGUUUGUACCGUGUUGACAAUAAAGUUUUUCAAAUUAAA